AUGUUUUUAAUUAAGAAUGCAAUAUUUUUGACAAUAUGUGUAAUUUUUACUACGACAACGGCGUACGAAAUAUCUGACAUAGCCUCUGCAAGAAUUGAGAGCUGUAGAGGUUGUUCUCUAAAUCGUCUGCCUGAAGUGAAAAAGUUCGUAAUGGAAGACGCACCCAAUUACGAGAAACUGGAUGUUAAAUUUAUAACUGGGGCGGAGCCGGAACUUAUAUUACUGGACGAAAGUGAUAAUGAACUGGAAAGGCUGCGGCUUUCACAUUUGUCUCGUUCUGAAUGCAAUGAGCUAAUACAAAGCAAAGGUUUUUACAAAAAAGAUAAAAAAACCGAAUUUUAA
Molecule: messenger RNA, 342 nt
Organism: Parnassius mnemosyne (clouded apollo)
Lineage: Eukaryota; Metazoa; Arthropoda; Insecta; Lepidoptera; Papilionidae
Source: the annotation of a GenBank genome assembly